UUCACGGGAGCUGGGGGCAGAGAGAGAAGCCCCUUUGCAGCCGGGCAUCCCAGCCAGGGCCUGGCUGACAGGCUGGGGGCAUCCCAGGCUGGCCAGGACCCGGGAGGCAGAGGUGUGGGCACGGCCUGAGGAUCCCGGCUGACGGGCAGACACAGCUUAUGGUCCAAGGCUGCCCCCGGGCUGCCCGCUUCUCUCCCAUCACCCUGGUACCAGCAGGUACACCAUGCCUGAACCCCCUAAGUACCUCCCAAACCCCAGCUCCACCCACCGUGGGAUUCUGUGCCCUCAGUGGCCAGCGGCCGGGGCCUCCCUGCAGAAGACGGCCAUCGUUCUGGCGCUGCUGCUGGCCAGCGUCCCUCUGCCUCCCACACAGGGCCAGCCCAGGAUUCCUCUGGAGACAGUGAAGCUGUGGGCAGACGCCUUUGGCCAGGAUCUGUACAGCACGGUGACCAAGUACUCAGGCUCCCUCUUGCUGCAGAAGAAAUACAAGGACAUGGAGCCCAGUCUGAAGAUCAAGGAGGUGGACGGCUUGGAGCUGGUGAGGAAGUUCUCGGAGGACAUGGAGAGCAUGCUACGGAGGAAGGUCGAGGCCGUCAAGGCGCUGGUGGAGGCCGCCGAGGAGGCCGACCUGAACCACGAGUUCAACGCGUCUCUGGAGUUUAAUUAUUACAACUCAGUCCUGAUCAACGAGAGGGAUGAGAACGGCAACUACGUGGAGCUGGGGGCAGAGUUUGUGCUGGAGUCCAACGCACACUUCAGCAACCUGAUGGUCAACACCUCCAUCAGCAGCGUGCAGCUGCCCACCAACGUCUACAACAAAGACCCAGAUAUUUUAAACGGAGUCUACAUGACCGAAGCUUUGAACCCUGUUUUUGUGGAGAACUUCCAGAGAGACCCAACAUUGACCUGGCAAUAUUUCGGCAGCUCAACUGGAUUCUUCAGGAUCUAUCCAGGUAUAAAAUGGACACCUGAUGAGAACGGAGUCAUUGCCUUUGACUGCAGAAACCGUGGCUGGUACAUCCAAGCCGCUACUUCUCCCAAAGACAUAGUGAUUGUGGUGGACACAAGUGGCAGCAUGAAGGGGCUCAGAAUGGCCAUCGCCAAGCACACCAUCUCCACCAUCCUGGACACCCUGGGGGAGAAUGACUUUGUCAACGUUAUCGCAUUCAGUGACUACGUGCGCUACAUUGAGCCUUGCUUUAAAGGGACCCUUGUCCAGGCAGAUCGGGACAACCGCGAGCAUUUCAAACAGCUGGUAGCUGAGCUGGUGGUCAAAGGCGUGGGCAUUGUGAACCAAGCGCUGAGUGAAGCCUUCCAGAUCCUGCAGCAGUUCCAGGAGGCCAGGCAAGGGAGCCUCUGUAACCAGGCCAUCAUGCUGAUCAGCGAUGGCGCAGUGGAAGACUAUGAGCCGGUGUUUGAGAAGUGUAACUGGCCGGACCGCAAGGUCCGAGUGUUCACUUACCUGAUUGGGAGAGAAGUGACUUUCGCUGACCGCAUGAGAUGGAUCGCCUGCAACAACAAAGGCUACUACACGCAGAUCUCCACGCUGGCGGACACGCAGGAGAAUGUGAUGGAGUACCUGCAUGUGCUCAGCCGCCCCAUGGUCAUCAACCAUGAUCACGACAUCAUCUGGACGGAGGCCUACCUGGACAGCAAGCUCUUCACCUCUCAGUCUCAGAGCUUGGCACUCCUGACCACCGUGGCCAUGCCGGUCUUCAGCAAGAAGAAUGAGACGCGAUCUCACGGCAUUCUCCUGGGUGUGGUGGGCUCUGACGUGGCCCUGAGAGAGCUGAUGAAGCUGGCACCCCAGUACAAGCUGGGAGUGCACGGAUAUGCCUUUUUGAACACUAACAACGGCUACAUCCUCUCACAUCCUGACCUCCGACCCUUGUACAGAGAGGGGAAGACGCUGAAACCCAAACCUAACUACAACAGUGUGGAUCUCUCUGAAGUGGAGUGGGAGGACCGAGCUGAAACCCUGAGAACAGCCAUGAUCAAUGGGGAAACAGGUUCUGUCUCUAUGGAGGUGAAGGUUCCUCUGGACCAAGGGAAGCGAGUUCUUUUCCUGACCAACGACUAUUUCUUCACUGGCAUCAAGGACACACCUUUCAGUCUGGGCGUGGUGCUAGCUCGGGGCCACGGAGAAUACAUCCUCCUGGGGAACACAAUGGUGGAAGAAGGCCUGCACGACUUGCUUCACCCAGAUGUGAGCCUGGCCAGUGAAUGGAUCUACUGCAUUACAGAUAUCGACCCGGACCACCGGAAGCUCAGCCAGCUGGAGGCCAUGGUCCGUUUCCUGACCAGGAAGGACCCAGACCUGGAGUGUAAUGAGGAGCUGGUGCAGGCAGUGCUGUUCGACGCCGUGGUGACGGCCCCCAUGGAAGCCUAUUGGACAGCGUUGGCUCUCAACACCUCCAUUGCAUCUGAGGACGGGGUGGACAUGGCCUUUCUGGGCACCCGCUCGGGCCUCCUGAGGAGCGGCUUGUUCGUGGGCUCCGAGAAGGUCUCUGACAAGAAGUUCCUGACUCCUGAAGAUGAGGCCAGCGUGUUCACCAUGGACCGUUUCCCGCUGUGGUACCGCCAGGCGGCCGCACAGCCCACGGGCAGCUUUGUCUUCAACAUCCGCCCCACAGAGGCAUCAGAAAGUCCGGGCCGGCCAGUGGUGGUAACGGCAAGCACCGCUGUCACUGUGACAGUGGACGAGAAGACAGCCGUGGCUGCAGCAGUGGGCAUCCAGAUGAGGCUGGAAAUCCUCCAAGGCAAAUUCUCGGCCGCAACCCAGCAGUGCAGUGAUGUGGACGGGCCGUGCCCAAAGAGCUGCCAGGACAGUGACCUGGACUGCUUCGUCAUAGACAACAACGGGUUCAUUCUGGUCUCAGGGAGGCCCCAAGAGACGGGAAGAUUUCUGGGAGAGGUGGAAGGUGCCGUCAUGACGCAGCUGCUAAGCACAGGGAUGUUCAGCCAAGUGACCAUGUAUGACUACCAGGCCAUGUGUAAGCCCCCCCAUCACCAGCACAGUGCGGCCCGGACCCUGGUCAGCCCAAUCCCUGCCCUCCUGACGGCUGCCAGGUGGCUGAUGAAUGAGCUCUUGCUGUUCCUGCUGGAGGGCAGUACCUGGCGUGUGGACAGUGGGGCCGAGGCCAAGGCUGUCUUCCAUCACUCCCACAAACACAAGAAGCAGGACCUGCUGCAGCCGUGUGACACGGAGUACCCUGUGUUUGUGCACCGGACGGCCAUCCAGGAGACCAACGGGAUCAUCGAGUGCGGGGCCUGCCAGAAGAUAUUUGUGAUGCAGCAGAUUCCCAAAAGUAACCUCCUCCUCUUGGUGACAGACUCCACCUGUGACUGUAGCAUCUUCCCGCCAGUCCUGCAAGAGGCUAGAGAAGUCAAAUACAAUGCCUCUGUCAAGUGUGACAGGAUGCGCUCCCAGAAGCUCCGCCGGCGACCGGGUUCCUGCCAUGCCUUCCAUCCUGAGGAGAACGCCCAGGACUGUGGUGGUGCCUCAGACAGCCCGGCCUCGCUGCCCCUGCUCCUGCUGCCCCUGUGUGCCUGGGUGCUUCCGCCUCAGCUGCUGCUGUGACACCCACCCCGCCUGACCCUGUGUGCUGGUGAGGUGCUCCUUCCAGAGACAUCCUAAAGGGUCGGCAACUGCUGGUCCCUGCCUCCUGAGGUUGCCAGAUGGAACAAGAAACCAAGUCCAGUGUCCAAAAGGCCACCCCUCCAGGGUGCCUGGAGCAGCCCUCCCCAGCAGACGUCCUGCCAUCCUUCCUACCCCUGCGUCAGGAGUUCAGAUGGGCUCGACUUGGACCGGUUAGUCCUACCUAUUCUCCAGAAGUCUGGACCUGACCCAAGAAAGGGCCACCUGUUUGUAAUGAACGACGUUGGCUUUCAGGAGAAUCUAAGGGCCUACAGGGGCUGGGAAAGGCAGAGAUGACACGAGGGCAACAUGUCCCAGCUACAGCAGCUUCUUCACAGGGACGGGUGGCUCCAUUUCCCAGCUGCUGCU
Messenger RNA from Choloepus didactylus (southern two-toed sloth), 4006 nucleotides. RefSeq names its product calcium voltage-gated channel auxiliary subunit alpha2delta 4 (gene CACNA2D4). The record is from RefSeq and is a predicted model, not a curated record. Lineage: Eukaryota; Metazoa; Chordata; Mammalia; Pilosa; Megalonychidae. Bases 224 to 3580 code for a protein of 1118 amino acids. The transcript has 38 exons. Gene Ontology annotation, cellular component: voltage-gated calcium channel complex. Gene Ontology annotation, molecular function: voltage-gated calcium channel activity.